Messenger RNA from Symbiodinium sp. CCMP2592, 1221 nucleotides. The record is from the annotation of a GenBank genome assembly. Lineage: Eukaryota; Dinophyceae; Suessiales; Symbiodiniaceae.
AUGCCGGCGGAGCGAUGGCAGCCGAUCGCCGCGUUGAGGAGCCACGCAGCUGCAUGGUUCCGGGUCCUCCUCUACCUCGCAAUGCUGUGCCAGUGUGCCCCGCGCUUGAUGGACUACCGAUACGCAGCAGGCUUGUUGCUUGUCCUGGCUGCCCGCUAUGCAGGAAGUGGCUAUGCUGGGCUCAGGCGUGAAUCUGCUGGCCUUCUGCGAGAUUUCCUGGGUUUACAGGAAGCUGCGCAAAGAGUUUAUUGCUUGCCAUGGCGACAAGCCUAUGAACAUGCUUUCAUCAAGAUUCAUAUGCUGAUGCAAUAUUCGAAAUACGGUCCUUUUGGGUCCAUAGCGGAGUACGUGUUCUGGUCCCCUUUGGCAGUAUGCCACAUGCUCUGGGGCUUCUUCCGCGAGCGAGCAGAUGAUUUCGAACCAGAGCUCAGCGAUUUGGAGUGGAGGCAAACAGUCACGUACGAGGCCUUUCUUUGUUCGGUGGUGGGCUCCUUUGCCUUUGCCAUAUCGAUGCUGGCAGGGAAGGUGAACCACCGCUACUUCUCCCACAGGUGCUUUCAGUCAUCCCGCCUUUGGACCUUCUGUCUGGGAGCAUUUGCCUGCAUAUCUUCGGAGACUCCGUUGCAGUAUGCGUCGAUUCAUCGACGUCACCACAGGUUCUGUGACCAGGAGGGCGAUCCCCAUUCCCCUGGCCGCAAGGGUUUUCUCUAUGCUUGGGCCUUCUGGAAUGCUGACAGGGAGAACUUCGAAAUCAAGUCCGCUUUUGUGCAGGACUGGCUGGCGAAGAAUCCAGAGCUGCUACUGCUGGAGGUCUACGGCAGGUAUGCUAAGCGCGUCCUGGACACAGUGAUCCUGAGCGUGCUCAUGGCAUUGCUGGCUCCUGCCUGGUUGCCCUCCAGUCUGCAGUACCAUCCGUUUACUGCAGCCUACGUCUUGGGAAACAUACUCGCCAGCAAUCUGUCACUUGCUUUCAACGCCUUCUCCCACGACAGCGCGAGCUCCGAGAAGCCGGGCAUGUGCCAGGCCUGGGACAUGCCGCUGUACGAAUUUAUUGGAGGAGGCGAAGCAUAUCAUCGAGAACACCACGACUUCCCGAACCUCGCACUCUAUGGUACUUGGUACCUGGAUGGCUCCUACUGCUUCUUUGCGGCGAUGGCGCGGUGUGGGCUUGUGUGGGAUGUAAAAACUGAGAAGACGAAGUGCCAGGCAAUCUCGUGGUGA